Molecule: messenger RNA, 450 nt
Organism: Rotaria sp. Silwood2
Lineage: Eukaryota; Metazoa; Rotifera; Eurotatoria; Philodinida; Philodinidae
Source: the annotation of a GenBank genome assembly
AUGACACAUUCAAAUGGAUUUGACAAUGUAAAUCCAUCUCAAGCUGAUUUCCCGCUUGCAUUUGCAAAGCAUAGACAACCGUUUACUGCUGCCACAACUGCUCAAACAAGUGAAGUAAAUUUAGAUACUCUCCUCUCGAAAAAACUAGAAUCAUUUCUGGGAGAAAUCAAGAUGGAAUCAAAUAAAACCCGUGAAGCUAUUGAAGAAUUGCGAGGCGAACUGCGCAAACAUGUUGAAGUGUCGAAAAAGAAAAUCGAAGCUGUCGAAAAGAAAGUCCAAAGAUUAGAAGUAGAAUUUCAAGAUUACACAUCUAUGAUUAAUCGUACAAUGGAAACUGUCUGUUUGAUCAUUGCUCAUAAUGUAAAGGUAGCUGGUGGUGACAAGGAAUACCUCAUAUCAGAAGCUCAAAAUUUUAAAACUUGUUCUACUCGGUUGAAACUUAACGAAUGA